Molecule: messenger RNA, 2304 nt
Organism: Neoarius graeffei (lesser salmon catfish)
Lineage: Eukaryota; Metazoa; Chordata; Actinopteri; Siluriformes; Ariidae
Gene: omd
Product: osteomodulin
Exons: 3
Coding region: 164-1243 (359 amino acids)
Molecular function (GO): protein binding
Source: RefSeq, a predicted model, not a curated record
AAGUGAAAAACAGUGAGGCCUUAUGUCAAGCUAAGAAAUUUCUCAGUUCUCUUUAGUAAAAAAGUUCAAGCUGAGAGGAUUCUUUAUUUCAUCUAUGUCAAGCUUUCGUCUUCAGCACGACACCUCCCAGGAAGAACACAGAUAAAGAAAAACACAUCCAGUAAUGGGUAUUCCAAGUACCUGGUCAAUAUUUUCACUGAUUUUGCUCAGAGUGUUUUGUCAAGAUUUCGAAACCAGUUAUGCAGACUACGAGACAGAAGAAUCAUUGCCACAGAUUCCUUCAUUUGUUGGGCCAGACUCGUACAGAUUUCGUACUAAUGAAUGUGCCAAGGAAUGUUACUGUCCCCAGUCUUAUCCCUUUGCAAUGUACUGUGACCAUCGUGAACUUAAAGUAAUCCCUGAUGUCCCAAGCCACAUCCGCCACUUAUACAUUCAGUUCAACAACAUCGAAACCAUUACAGCCAAACCUUUCACCAAUGCUACAUCUUUGAAAGAAAUCAACCUCAGCCACAAUAAUCUGAGAAAAGUAGGGAAAGAGGCCUUCAGUAAACUUCAACGCCUCACACGGCUUCACCUUGAGCACAACAACCUAGAGGAAGUUCCACCUUCUUUGCCCAAAACUCUUCAGAUACUCCACCUGGGCUUCAACAAAAUCUCAAAGAUAUCAUCCAACACUAUACAAGAUCUAAUAAAUAUUACAGUGCUCGACUUGUGCAGCAACAGACUUACAGAUGAAAGUAUUAAAGGAAAGGUCCUGUCUGGCUUGAAGAGCCUCUUGCAAGUCACCUUGUGCAACAACAAACUUAAGACUAUGCCCCCUGAUCUCCCAUCAUCGCUGCUGCAGCUAUCACUGGAGAACAACUCCAUCACAUCUGUAUCUGAGGGGUACUUUAGGAAGACCCCAAAUAUCAUGUCUCUUCGGGUAUCCUAUAACAAAAUUAAAACGAUUCCUUACAAAACCUUUAACCUGUCACAACUUAUGGAACUCAACCUGGGUCAUAACCAACUCUCCCAAACCUUUUUUAUUCCCAAGAACUUGGAGCAUCUGUAUCUCAACCACAAUAACUACAAAGAACUUAACAUUACUCUAAUGUGCCCAUUGCUGGAUGUUGACAGUCCCAACAUGCUAACCUACAUUCGCCUUGAUCACAAUAAGCUGAGAGGACCCGUGGACUACUACGCUUAUGCUUGCUUCCCAAGGAUGAGGAUGAUUUAUUAUGGUGAACAACAGACAGUUAGCUAGUAUGAACCACUAAAAAAAACAUGAAAUCCUUUGACGGGGUGCCAAAUUUCAGUCACCAAAUAAUUUCACCUAAAUAUAUUCAAGACUCUUUUGGUUUUGAGUGGUUAAAAGAGUAAAAAUGCCAAAGAUGUUUAGUGAUCAGAUGAAACAACAAUAAUUAAAAAUCAUACUUCAAUCAUAAUGAAUCAAUGAAAUCAUAAUGGGUGGGCGAAAAGAUGCCGAUUAACCAGCCAAGAAUAUUCACUCCAGAGCAUUAAUCAAUCAAAUCACUUGCUUAGACACAUCUGUUCAUAAAAGUUUUUUUUCCCCCAUUUGUACAAUUUUUCUACUAUUUUCUAACAAUGUAGUGAGUUAUGUGGUGAUCAAGCAUAGGGUUUAUUUUCUCAAUUAGUUGCAUGAGGACAUUCAGACAGGAGGUUUUUCCGAAGGUUCUCAAACAAUCCGAGCUCUUCACUGCUCCUCCUAAGUUGUAAAAGAAAACUAAUUGUUUGAAUAACUAAACAUUUUAAUUGAUAAAUGUAUACACAUGCAUUAACUUCACUACUGAUAAAUCAUCGAAACAAAUUUCAACCACAAGCCUGUAUCUAUAGGUCUUAAGGAUAUUUUGCAUGACGACACAUGCCAACCAAAAUGGCAAAUGCAGUAAAACUGGCACUGUACGCAAACAUGCAGUUCAUACUUCAGAUUUUAAAGGAUUUAAAAGUAGUCAGCAGGUGGGUGGGAGGUAUGGGGGCCACUCACAUUUCAGGCCAAAAGUUCUUCAUCUUUCUUUUAUUUGGAGGAUUCUCUGACAAAAGGCUUGACAAGUCAUAAUCCAAGACUCAAACAUACAUUAAUUACUAAAGCUAGCUACGUAUCUUUUACAUCCUUACAUAUGGGCUUCUUUGCAUUGGCAUAAAUGUGGUUAACAGUUUGCUGAAUUUAGUGUAAAACAUACUGGAGAAACAGCUCUUUUGGAUUUUGCAGGUCAUUCAUACUAGUGAAAAUCUUUGCAUGUAAACAAAAGUAAGUGUGUAAUAAUGCUAUAUCUCUAUUCUGGCUGCAUUAUUUUGGUGGAAAAU